This is a messenger RNA of Trichechus manatus latirostris (Florida manatee), 2001 nucleotides long. RefSeq names its product cAMP regulated phosphoprotein 21 (gene ARPP21). Gene Ontology annotation, cellular component: cytoplasm. NCBI's taxonomy places the organism in Eukaryota, Metazoa, Chordata, Mammalia, Sirenia, Trichechidae. Gene Ontology annotation, molecular function: nucleic acid binding. The record is from RefSeq and is a predicted model, not a curated record. The transcript has 16 exons. Bases 118 to 2001 code for a protein of 627 amino acids.
UGUGUGGAUUUUCCUGGCGUAGAACGGCAGAAGCCGCUAGUAAGUUGUCCAGACGUACAGCAGGAACCCUGCGUGGAAGGGCAUCAAACCUUGUUAUUUUAAUUUGUGUCUGGGAGAAUGUCUGAGCAAAGCGACCUGAAUCAGGCAAUAGUGGGGGAAGGCAGGACUGAACAGGAGGCGGCCACGCCAGAGAACGGCAUAGUUAAAUCGGAGAGUCUGGAUGAAGAGGAGAAGCUGGAACUGCAGAGGCGGCUGGAGGCUCAGAACCAAGAGAGAAGAAAAUCUAAGUCAGGAGCAGGGAAAGGUAAACUGACUCGCAGUCUUGCUGUGUGUGAGGAGUCAUCAGCCAGACCAGGAGGCGAAAGUCUUCAGGAUCAGGAAUCAAUUCACUUACAGCUUUCCAGUUUUCCCAGCCUGCAAGAGGAUGAUAAAUCUAGGAAAGAUGACUCUGAAAGAGAAAAAGAAAAGGAUAAAAACAAAGAUAAAACCUCUGAAAAACCCAAGAUCAGAAUGUUAUCAAAAGAUUGCAGCCAAGAAUAUACGGAUUCUACAGGCAUAGAUUUACACGAGUUUCUGAUUAACACAUUAAAGAAUAACUCCAGGGACAGGAUGAUACUCUUGAAAAUGGAGCAGGAAAUUAUUGAUUUCAUUGCUGACAACAAUAAUCAUUAUAAAAAGUUCCCACAGAUGUCAUCGUAUCAGAGGAUGCUUGUCCAUCGGGUGGCGGCUUACUUUGGGCUGGAUCACAAUGUGGAUCAGACAGGGAAAUCUGUUAUCAUCAACAAGACCAGCAGCACCAGAAUACCAGAGCAAAGGUUUUCUGAACAUUUAAAAGAUGAAAAAGGUGAAGAAUCCCAGAAGCGGUUUAUCUUGAAGCGAGAUAACUCUAGUAUUGAUAAAGAAGACAAUCAGUCAGUCUGUGCGCUGUCCUGUCUGGUGGUUGUCUCCAGGGGCAACAGAGACGGCUCGGGGAAGACAUCGGGGAGCCGACAGAGCAGCUCGGAGAACGAACUCAAGUGGUCCGACCACCAGAGGGCCUGGAGCAGCACUGACUCCGACAGCUCCAACCGCAAUCUGAAGCCGGCCAUGACCAAGACGGCGAGUUUUGGUGGCAUCUCAGUGCUGACCAGAGGUGACAGUACAUCCAGUACCAGGAGUACCGGGAAGCUGUCCAAAGCAGGUUCCGAGUCUUCCAGCAGCACAGGCUCCUCGGGAUCGCUGUCCCGCACCCAUCCACCUCUCCAGAGCGCACCCCUGGUCUCGGGCGUGCCAGCCAGUUCUUCGGGCUGCGUGCCCUAUCCUGAGAAUGGAAUGGGGGGCCAGGUGGCACCCAGCAGCACCAGCUACAUCCUCCUUCCACUCGAAGCUGCAACAGGCAUCCCGCCCGGAAGCAUCCUUCUUAAUCCACACACAGCCCGCAUUAUAUCAGAAGUGUUUUUGUAUCCAGAGAUAUUUCGGGAAUUUAAGAUGCCGGUGUAUUACUACCCAUCUGGUCAGUACCCUACCUCAAACACGCAGCAGUACCGGCCCAUGGCCUCGGUUCAGUACAGCGCUCCGAGGAGUCAGCAGAUGCCUCAGGCAGCACAGCAAGCAGGCUACCAGCCAGUCUUGUCUGGCCAACAGGGGUUCCAAGGCCUAAUCGGAGUGCAGCAGGUGCCUCAGAGUCAGAACAUGUUGAGCAACCAACAAGGAACUCCAGUGCAAAGCGUGAUGGUCUCCUACCCAACACUGUCUUCUUAUCAGGUGCCAAUGACCCAGGGUUCUCAAGGACUACCCCAGCAGUCAUACCAACAGCCAAUCAUGCUACCUACCCAGGCAGGUCAGGGGUCACUCCCGGCCACUGCAGUGCCUGUUUACUGUAACGUCACACCGCCGACCCCUCAGAACAACCUGCGGUUGAUCGGCCCCCACUGCCCCUCCAGCACUGUCCCCGUGAUGUCGGCUAGCUGCAGGGCAAACUGUGCCAGUAUGAGCAAUGCCGGAUGGCAGGUCAAAUUCUGA